Molecule: messenger RNA, 3406 nt
Organism: Sus scrofa (pig)
Lineage: Eukaryota; Metazoa; Chordata; Mammalia; Artiodactyla; Suidae
Gene: CABLES2
Product: Cdk5 and Abl enzyme substrate 2
Biological process (GO): regulation of cell cycle
Source: RefSeq, a predicted model, not a curated record
AUGGCCGCGGCCGCGGCGGGUGGAGCCGCGGGCCCGUCCCCCGGCCCCGCCGCCAGGGCCCCUCCGCAGGCGCUGCGGCGGCGUGGGGACUCCCGGCGUCGCCAGGCCGCGCUCUUCUUCCUCAACAACAUCUCGCUGGACGGGCGGCCCCCGAGCCUGGGCCCCGGCGGCGAGAAGCCCCCGCCGCCGCCCGCCGAGGCCCGCGAACCGCCUGCGCCGCCGCCGCCGCCGCCGCCGCCUCCCCCGCUGCCCGCGCCCCCCGCCGGCCUGCCGCAGUCUGGUCCUCCCGGCAGGGCCUCGGCGCCCCAGGGUCUGCUCAGCCCCGCGCCCGCGCCCACCGGCUUGGGCCUGGGCCUGGGCCUGGGCCUGGACGGGCAGCGCCAGAGAAGGCGAGUCGCCUCCCAGCGCUGCUCCCUCGAGUUUCUGGAAGACGCCGUGGGAUGUGCCUCAGUUCAAAGAACCAAGCCUAUCUCGGGCUCCCCGCGACACAAGGGCCUGAAGAAGACCCACUUCAUCAAGAACAUGCGGCAGUACGACACCAGGAACAGCAGGAUCGUGCUGAUCUGCGCCAAGCGGUCCCUGUGCGCGGCCUUCUCGGUCCUGCCCUACGGAGAAGGCCUGCGUGUCAGUGACCUGAGGGUGGACAGCCAGAAGCAGAGGCAUCCGUCGGGCGGCGUCUCCGUGUCUUCAGAGAUGGUCUUUCAGUUGGAGGGCGUCGAGCUGGGGGCCGAUGGAAAGGUCGUGUCUUAUGCCAGGUUCCUGUACCCCACCAACGCCCUGGUCACACUCAAGCCAGACAGCCACGUUCCACCGCCUCAGCCCCGGCCCAGCAUCCCCCGCACCCUGCUGGCGUCCAGAUGCAAACCUGGCCCCCCCAGGGCGGCGCCUGCCGGCACGGAGCUAGGGGCCGACAUGGGGGAUCCCCUGGAGUACAACCCGAACCUCCUGGACGAUCCUCAGUGGCCCUGCGGCAAGCACAAGCGUGUCCUCAUCUUCGCGUCCUACAUGACCACGGUGAUAGAGUACGUGAAGCCCUCCGACCUCAAGAAGGACAUGAACGAGACCUUCCGGGAGAAGUUCCCACACAUCAAGCUGACGCUGAGCAAAAUCAGGAGUUUGAAACGAGAGAUGCGGAACCUGUCUGAGGAGUGUGGGCUGGAGCCCGUGACCGUGUCCAUGGCCUACGUAUACUUCGAGAAGCUCGUCCUGCAGGGCAAGCUCAACAAGCAGAACCGCAAGCUGUGCGCAGGCGCUUGCGUGCUGCUGGCGGCCAAGAUCAGCAGCGACCUGCGCAAGAGCGACGUGAAGCAGCUCAUUGACAAGUUAGAAGAAAGGUUUCGAUUCAACAGACGGGAUCUGAUUGGGUUUGAGUUCACGGUGCUCGUGGCCUUGGAACUUGCUCUCUACCUUCCCGAGAGCCAGGUCUUACCUCAUUACAGGCGCCUCACGCAGCAGUUCUAGCCGGCCGCCGCGGGCGUUUGCGGGCGCUGCAGGGCGCACCCCGCGGGCGGUGCCGCCUCCUCCACCUUGGCUUCCUCGGAGCGGGCCUGCUUCCACGCCAAAGCACACUCCCCACCGCCACGGUAUUUCUGAGCCCCCUGGCGUUCUUCCGCGAACCAGUGCGGGGUUUGUUACUGCUUCUUCUUUCCCUGUGCCUGAGACGGGUCUGGCACCAGCACGUGGAUGUGCGCUGCGCGGGGCUGAAUCCUGCCUCUUCAGCGCCUUUCUCCUUUGCGUGAGCCAGCCCUCUGCAAACCACCGUAGUCACUGCACUAGCAUCUGCGGAGACCUGGGUUUCCAGAGCUCACUGGACGCCCUGAAUUGCUGGAGUGACCCUGACAAAGCAUUCAUCUUGGCUCUCUCAGGUUUUCAGAAGUGGGAACUGCACUGGCCCCAGCAGCCCCUCGGGGGUUGCCGGCCCCACCUCCACCCCACCCUGACCGCCCGCCUCCGCCGGCAAGGCUCUGGCAUCAGCCUGGGCCCCGGCGAGUGGACUCCUGGCUGGUCUUGAUCUUGCUUUUACUCUCGGGCCUCUGUUCUUGCGAGGAUCGUGUCACUGUGAAGCCCUGAUGCCCCGACUGUCACACACCCCAGCAGGCCUCUGGUACGGGCACUAGCCCACCCCACACGCAGGGACGCGUCUCACCAGGAACACCCCACCGGCCCAUGACACUUGGGACCUGCAGGAGGGCUGAGUUGCUGGCUCUUGGUCUUCCUGAGCAAUACUGCAGAGAAAACCCAUUAUUUAUUGUCAUGUAGGACUUGCUUCUGUAGGUCUUUUUUUCCUGAGGGAACAAAAGCGUGUUAAAGAGACCUGAAGUUGUGACUUGAAUCACACUUGACCCUCAAGCAGGAGGAGACUGAUCACUUCCCGGCCUUGCCUCCCUGGAAGGGCUGGUGCCCGGGCCUUUUCCCCACGGGCACGAAGUGGCUUCUCCACACCACGGUCUCCAGCUCUUGCGUGUGCUUUGCUGCCCGCCCGAACACUGAAGACCAAGGAGGAGUUUCUCCCUUGAGAGUCGGCUGCUCACAAAAAAAUGACUGUGUUGGCUGGGCCAUGAAGCUGCUGUCCUACUGCUGUCCUAGAAAGCUGUCACUGGAGGGGCUCUGGGACAGCCCCACCCUGCAUUCUGCCCAUGUGGACUGGUGCUUUUGCAGAAAGGAGUUGCCAGCACUCAACCAGCAGCAGCUGCUGAGACCCCAGCAGAGGUGUGGGACGGCCACCUGCAGGCCUGCUCCCACCUGCCUGCUGUGUUCAGUCACUCAGUUGGGCUGAGGGGGACAGCAGGCCAGAGACAGAGCCCACGUGGGUUUACCGAGUGCCUCUUCCCCGUCCUCCUGCCCAAGACCGCCCUGGACCCGAUGUGCACCAGGGGGGUUUUGAAGGAUGAAGCUGCUAGGCCCCAGGCAACUCUUCUAGGUGACCUGUCCUGCCAUCACAGGUCCCACGGACACGAACACGUGCUGCAAGGGACCGACUUCCAAAACUGUACGUUGCUGGUUUACAAUUAGCCUCAAGGGACCCGUCUUGGGGGUUUCUAUACAGACAUUAGGAUGGCUGGAGUAAUUUAAGUUUGCGUGUCCACGUAGUGAGGUUUUCUCGUUCACCAAACCCAUCUGUAACCUUCCCCUUUGUGUGCUGCACCCUUUUUAAUGAUGUCAGGAGCUGCCACUGUGUGGUACUCCAGUGAAGCCAGUAUUUAAGGCAUUUAACUUCAGCCUAAACUGUCCCCCCCCCGAACCUGCUCAGACAUGAGUCCAAGGGCCUUGUGCCGCCCCCUCAGCACCGGGCAGGUGUUGUGGAUUUAAAUGUGUGCUUAGUGGUCAUCUGACCUAAGUCAUGUGUCAUGGAUCUGUUAGCAAAGUCAUGUACUUGUGCUUUUAAGUAAAAUCUGGUUUUGCAGUA